This is a messenger RNA of Capsicum annuum, 762 nucleotides long. Its product is annotated as ATP-dependent DNA helicase pif1-like. Gene Ontology annotation, biological process: telomere maintenance; DNA repair. The transcript is spliced from 2 exons. The record is from RefSeq and is a predicted model, not a curated record. Gene Ontology annotation, molecular function: DNA helicase activity. NCBI's taxonomy places the organism in Eukaryota, Viridiplantae, Streptophyta, Magnoliopsida, Solanales, Solanaceae. Bases 1 to 762 code for a protein of 253 amino acids.
AUGCCAAAACCAACUUAUAAUGCAGAACAACUUGACGUUACCAAUAGACUAAUCCUUGAAGAAUUGCGAUAUAAUAAAUGCUCUCUGUCCGAAGAACAUGAAGAACUUCUAAAUAAAUUGACAAAGGAGCAAAGGUCAAUUUUUGACAGAAUCAUAACAACAGUGAAGCACAAUAAGGGAGGUUUUUUAUUUUUAUAUGAUUAUGGAGGAACCGAAAAGACUUUUAUUUGGAGGACUUUAACUUCAGCAAUAAAAUCUAAAGGAGGCAUUGUUUUAACAGUUGCGUCUAGCGGGAUUGCAUCACUUUUAUUAUCCGGAGGUCAAACAAUUCAUUCAAGAUUUUCUUUCCCACUCAAUACAACUGAAGAUUCUACAUGUAAUAUAAGACAGGGUAGUCCUCUUGCAAGUUUGAUUGUGAAGACAAAGUUAAUUAUUUGGGAUGAGGCACCAAUGAUGCAUAUAUAUUAUUUUGAAGUUCUUGACAAAACUUUAAGAGAUAUUCUUAGAUUUGAAGAUGUAUCUAAUUUAGAUCGGCCAUUUGAAGGUAAAACAGUUGUUCUUGGUGGUGACUUUAGACAAAUUGUACCGGUCGUUACAAAAGCGGUUGGAGAUGGUAUAAUUGGUAAUUCAGUUGAUGGAAUUGGAAAAGUUCCUAUACCUAAUGAUGUUCUUAUUGCUGAUUGUGAAGAUCCUAUUUCUGCUAUUGUCAACAGUACAUAUCCAAAUUUUUAUUCACAUUGCAGUGAUGUAACAUACCUAUAG